Caenorhabditis remanei is the source of this 597-nucleotide messenger RNA. RefSeq lists its product as uncharacterized. NCBI's taxonomy places the organism in Eukaryota, Metazoa, Nematoda, Chromadorea, Rhabditida, Rhabditidae. The transcript is spliced from 5 exons. The coding region runs from base 1 to 597 and encodes 198 amino acids. The record is from RefSeq and is a predicted model, not a curated record. Gene Ontology annotation, biological process: ubiquitin-dependent protein catabolic process.
AUGCAUUUUAUCCAAAAACUCUUCGUUUCUUCAAGUACGAAGCUUUCAUCGGAACUCGGUGAUGUAGCAACAGCAUCUCUUCCGAGUCCAUUGGAAACUUCAACAGCGGUUUGUACAACUCCAAAUCAGGCUAGAAGAGUUCUGAAAACUAUUGAUGGCCAACUGCUGGUUCUUUGUGCUGACGAUGUCAAAUAUCUUUCGGUUAUCGAAAAUAUGUUUGUCAACUUAAAAUUGUCAAAUGGAGAAGCUCCUGAAGAGCAAUUCGUGCACAUUCCAAUUUCGAUUCAGUCUGAAACCAUGUACAAAAUAAUUGAUUGGAGUCGUGCGGCAAAGAAAACCGACGAGUCGAAAUUAGAUUUCUGUCAGUUUUUCCCAAAUAUAAAUAUCAAGGAAGCCAUUCAAAUCCUCGAGGCCAGUUUAUUCCUUGGACUCAUCAAGCUCGAGAAAUGUGCUGCAAAGUGGAUUGCAUCCAAGUUAGAAGGGAAGAGCACAUCUGAAAUGGCUCAGAUUCUGGAAGUUCCGAAGGUUGGAUUGAAUGAAGAAAGCCAGGAACAAUUAAAUCAAUUCAAGUUUGUCACUCCUCCAUACCUCGACUGA